Molecule: messenger RNA, 2993 nt
Organism: Colletotrichum scovillei
Lineage: Eukaryota; Fungi; Ascomycota; Sordariomycetes; Glomerellales; Glomerellaceae
Product: glycosyl hydrolase family 16
Exons: 3
Coding region: 660-2027 (455 amino acids)
Biological process (GO): fungal-type cell wall organization; carbohydrate metabolic process
Cellular component (GO): fungal-type cell wall
Molecular function (GO): glycosyltransferase activity; hydrolase activity, hydrolyzing O-glycosyl compounds; chitin binding
Source: RefSeq, a predicted model, not a curated record
CCGCCCUCCCCAUCCCUUCCCCCAAAUUAAUUCUCGCGGCCUGGGCUUUCAACCUACUCUUCCCUUCCAUACGCACUCAUCUCGUCCGCUACGGUCUUCACUCGUUCUUGACCUGCGCUUCUCGUUGUAAUUACUACAUACUACCAUCGCUUAAUACUCUCUCCUACACCUUCCUGUAGAAACAAACUUUCGUUGCGCUCCCCUAAGACGAACCUUUUCCCAUCCUCUAUCGUCCGAACGCCAUCGUUUCGUCCCGAACCCACGCCGACUCGAGUCAAUCACGAAGCCGGGAUCCCCAGAUUAUCAGCCAAACUCUGUUUUUAAUCUUCCGAACAUCAACAACUUCGAUAUCGAAUUCGAUCUCGACCCGGUCAUUCGGACGAGCCUUGUACGACCACUUUCCGCCCUUGUCACAGACGGAUACACAAGUCAUCAGACACCCGAAUUCCUCCCCGCCGCGGCAGUAAACACGCCGACACUAUCCCACCGUUACCCGCGGGCGGCGAAAGUCCAAUAGGUCACCAUCGAACCUCGAACUUCAUUCGCAAAACCAGUAUCGACAUCUUCUCGCAUACCUCCGGGUUGCCAGCAAUUUUUCGUUCGACAACUCCGUUGUAAAUCCGUAAUACAAAUCCAGCACCAUACACAUUCACUCCAACAUGUUGUCGGUUCUUCCCAUGGGCCUCGCCCUCCUCGGUGCUUCUACCGUUCUCGCCCAGACGCCUCCCUCAUGCUCCCUCACCCAGAAGUGCCCUGAGAGCGCACCAUGCUGCUCCCAAUAUGGCCAAUGCGGUACUGGUGCCUUCUGCCUCGGCGGUUGUGAUCCCCGAAUGUCCUUUUCGCUCGACGCCUGCGUUCCCGCCCCCGUCUGCCAGGAUAAGAAGAUGUCCAUGAACUCGCUAGACAAAAUCGUUGAUAUCAGCAAGUACUACGGUGACCCGAGCAAGGCCGACUGGGUUUCCCAAGGUGAGCCUGCGCUGUACAACAAGGAGGCCGUUCUCCUCACGAUGCCCGCUAAGAGCGUCGGAACUGUCCUUGCCUCCUCUACCUACCUUUGGUACGGCAGUGUCUCCGCAAAGAUCAGAACAUCGCGUGGUCCUGGCGUCGUGACGGCCUUCAUCUUGUAUGGUGACGUGAAGGACGAGAUCGACUACGAAUGGGUCGGUGCCGACCUGGAGAUGUCCCAGACCAACUACUACUUCCAGGGUAUUCCCAAGUACGACCAGUCUGGCAACAUCUCCCUCUCUGACACGUUCAACAACUGGCAUACGUACGAGAUUGAGUGGACCCCCGAUGAAAUCAAGUGGAUGGUAGACGGUCAGGUUGGCCGAACCAAGAAGCGCUCCGACACAUGGAACGCGACUGCCCAGCAGUGGGACUUCCCUCAAACGCCCGCCCGUGUCCAGCUGUCCAUCUGGCCCGGUGGUGCCGACACCAACGCCAAGGGUACCAUCGACUGGGCCGGAGGUCCCAUCAACUGGGAGCACGAGGACAUCAAGAAGAACGGAUACUUCUAUGCCAUGGUCAAGGAUGUCGAGAUCAACUGCUACAAUGCCAAGAGCUCUCCCGGCACCAACAGCAAGAAGAGUUACUACUACAACAGCAUGAAGGCUACCAACGACACUGUUGUGGACAGCGACAAGGACACCGUUCUGAAGAGCUUCCUCGGCACGGGUCUCGACAUGAACGCAGGUGCCUCAUCGGCUUCCGGCACCGGCACCGCGGCGCAGCCUACCGCCUCAGCAGCCACGAUUCCGGGUGGAAGCAGCUCUGGCACGGGCAAUGACCACAGCGACAGUGGCAGCAGCUCCUCCGGCUCCGGGUCUUCUGGCUCAGGCUCCGGUGAUUCAUCCGGCUCCGGUUCCGGCAGCAGCAGCGGUUGCGGUAACAGUGGCUUCUCGCAAGACUGCAACAGUGGUUCCAGUGGCAGCUCCGGCUCAACAAGUGAGGGCUUCCGCCGUGAGUCCUCAUUCGGCGCCAGCGCCUUUGCCGCACUUGUGGCUGCCACUGCUCUCUUCUGGCUAUGAAGUAGAGACUAGAAUGUGGGGUUUGGGUUUCAAAAAUUGGUAUAAUGGAUAACGUGAUGCGCUUGCUUGGUUUCGAUUCGGGCUACUUGUAUGUAAUGAGAGCAUUCCUUUCUUUGAAGCAUUGUUAUGAAGGUAUUUUGGGUAAUGGCGCUUGCCGUCCAUUCAUUUGGUAAGGGGAUUGGGUCAACCAAAUCGCAUAUGCAGUCGGCCGUUUGCGAGCUUUGAAUUCAAAGCCGGUGUCUGUACAUAUGGUAGAGCUGCGCAAUCAACAGAGCUUGAAGUCUUGAAGUCAUCCAUGGGUUUGUUUGGAUUUGCUUAUCACAUCGCGACUUGAGUGAGGUCCAGCGGAAAAGCAAUGGUUAGUCUCUGUUGAAAGAUGGAUGAUGACUGCAGGCAAACACAAUGCUGACGUUGUAGCAUCCAGUGAGAGGGGUUACUGGAGACAUUACACAGCUGCUGCCGUAGCAUCCGAGAGGAGGCCGAACGGCGGCCGGGGGCGUAUCGGAGGUCAGAAAGGCCGGAAUGAGACGGCUAAGCGGUGAUGGGCCGCCGAAGAGAUAGAUGCCCGGAAGCUUGUUGGGCAUCUCAUUCUAGGCAGCCGAGGCGGUGUGAGGUUUCACCUUGGAUGCAUCCAAGAUGUUUGUUGGAAAGUUGAUGCGGCGUAGGUUGUCAGAGAGGUAUGUAUUGAUGCGGCGCGGGACAGGAAAGUUGGGGACGGGGACGGGAUUUGGUUGUUGGUUGCGUUUUGUUAUUCUCGAUGAUGAUGUGUCGAAUGUCCCAGGACCAAAUGGUGACAAUUAAGUUACGGAGCACUUUAGGCGACGAAUAGUGAUGAGCGAGACGCGGGAUGAAUGGGGGCCAUGCGAAGGACGAAAGAGUGGUGUUUCGCGAGGCGAGGAGUCUGGCGAGUUGGAGCGAAAGGCGCGAGCUGAGCCACAGGCUUGGCUGUUGGUUGGGCCGUCGGGG